GUUCCUUAUUUACUUCCAUAUUGCUCUCUCAUACACACAAGCUCUCUCUGACCCUCCCUUACCUUAUUUACUUCCAUAUUGCUCUCUCAUACACACAAGCUCUCUCUGACCCUCCCUUCCUCCCUCUUUGUUCUAUCUAUCACUUACCAUUGCAAGGAGAAAGAUUCUCCUGAAGAUAUUUUUGGUGAUUUUAAAGACCUCCAUCUCGAUUUGUCUCAGACGGCUGUUAACUGGGGGUCGGUUCCUUCACGGGGAACACUUUUGACGAAGAAAACCCCAUCACUUGGAUCGAUCAUGAAUCCUGAGAACAGAGGUCAGGAAACGACCGGGCCAGUGUACGCGCCGGUACCUCUAAGGACAGCGUGGUCGGUGGAUCUCGGAAACGGACUGAACGGGACAUUCGUACACUCCAACAUCGAUGGUACUGCAACAUUCCUGCUGCCGGAGGUGAGGUCGGCAGCGGCGCCUACUCAUCCGACGGCACCUGCUGCAGCGCAGACUCAGUACGAGGAGCGCGCGAUACACCUUAUCAAGGUUCUAAAUGCCUGCGCGGACGCGUUGGACAAAGGGGAGAAGGAGCUGGUAAACAAGGGGCUGCAGAUGAUAUGCAGUCUCGCGUCGGACGACGGCGAGCCCCUGCAUCGCCUCGCGUCUUUGUUCGCCGACGCUAUGGCGCUGCGCAUGGUCCAGCCGUGGCAGGGCGUGUGCCGCGCUCUCGGGCUGCAGAAGACUACCCCCGCACCGGAGACCGCCGCGGCACGCCGCCAGUUCGCCGUAAUGUGCCCGUUCCUCCGCAUCGCCGGGACCGCGGCGAACUACGCCAUAAUCAAGGCGACGCAGACAAAGAACAAUGCUGUCCUCCACGUCGUCGAUCUCGGCGGCGCUAACCCCGACCAGUGGCUUCUGCUCCUCCGUCUGUUUGCUACCACACGCCCCAGGGCGGGCGCACACGACCAAAUCCUCCGUCUCACCAUUGUCAACGAGGAGGACGAGUUUCUGUCCGGCACCGCUGCGCUCCUCGCCUCGGAAGCAGCGCGCCUGCACGUCGGCUUCCAGUUCCACCCGGUGAAACUCAAUAUCAAUCAGCUGCUCAGCAUCGAGCCCCUCGGUGUCAGGACCGGCGAAGCACUGGUCAUCGUCUCCACCCUACAGCUCCACCGUCUGCUCGCCGACGAGUUCGCAGAAGUGGCUGCAAAUCCUCACGACAGGAAAGGAAAAAAGCAGGUGCAUGCUACCAUGACAAGGGCCGACGCGCUCCUCCGUGACCUAGCUGGGCUGUCGCCGAAGCUUAUGGUGGUGACGGAGCAGGAGGCCGACCACAACGGCGCGGAGUUCACGGGCCGGUACCGGAAAGCGCUCAAAUACUACGGGGCCCUGUUAGACGCCCUACAGGAGAGCGUACCUGCGCGCGGGUCGGCGGUGGAGCGGGCGGGCGUGGAGCGGUGUCUGCUCCUGGAAGAGAUCAGGGAUAUCGUUGCCUGUGAAGGCGCCCAGCGCCGUGAGCGCCACGAGCCGAUGUUGAAGUGGGCGGCGCGGAUGGACGCCGCAGGAUUCGUGCCUGCAGUGAUGAGCCCCGACAUUGUCGCGCAAACGGGGAUCCUAGCGCACAUUCUGGCUGGUGGCAGCACGGCGUACAGGGUUUCCCGUGAGGAAGACGGGUGCCUCUUCAUCUACCGGAACGACGAUCCGAUGUUCUCCGUCUCGACCUGGCGCACGGUGUGACGAGGAUAGCCAGAUAUUGUGAUGUGUGAUCUCCUUGCAGGACUUUUUAAUUCAUUGCAAUAAUUUCAUAGAUCGGAUGCAUGUGUUUUGGUUCUAUGCCUGAACUUGUUAUCAUUUUGAGUUGUUGUUAUCGUACUGUAUGGAUGUUUUGUUCACCUUAUGUGACUGGGAGA
Messenger RNA from Hordeum vulgare subsp. vulgare (domesticated barley), 1895 nucleotides. RefSeq names its product scarecrow-like protein 3. Gene Ontology annotation, biological process: regulation of DNA-templated transcription. The record is from RefSeq and is a predicted model, not a curated record. Gene Ontology annotation, molecular function: DNA-binding transcription factor activity; sequence-specific DNA binding. The transcript has 4 exons. Gene Ontology annotation, cellular component: nucleus. Lineage: Eukaryota; Viridiplantae; Streptophyta; Magnoliopsida; Poales; Poaceae. The coding region runs from base 295 to 1722 and encodes 475 amino acids.